Molecule: messenger RNA, 7411 nt
Organism: Centropristis striata (black sea bass)
Lineage: Eukaryota; Metazoa; Chordata; Actinopteri; Perciformes; Serranidae
Product: mitogen-activated protein kinase kinase kinase kinase 4-like
Exons: 32
Coding region: 204-4658 (1484 amino acids)
Biological process (GO): protein phosphorylation
Molecular function (GO): protein kinase activity; ATP binding
Source: RefSeq, a predicted model, not a curated record
GGCAGGGCUCCAGCAGUCAGUCGGUAUGUAGCAACAGCGGAGCGUCUGCCGGGAUUACAAAGAGGGAAAAACGCGCCUUGGACAGAAAAUAUCACCAGCGGGAUUAAAACUAAAACCACCCGAGGAUGAGACACGCACUGUGCGCCUGAAGGAGACUAAAACACGCCGCUUUUCCGCUCAUUUAUCACCGUAUUUAACGAAAAAUGGCGAACGAGUCCCCGGCCAAAAGUCUGGUGGAUAUAGACCUGGCAUCCCUGCGGGAUCCAGCUGGAAUUUUCGAGUUGGUGGAAGUGGUCGGAAAUGGCACCUAUGGUCAAGUCUAUAAGGGUCGACAUGUCAAGACAGGACAACUGGCGGCCAUCAAGGUCAUGGACGUCACCGAGGAUGAAGAGGAGGAAAUUAAGCUGGAAAUCAACAUGCUGAAGAAGUACUCCCACCACAGAAACAUAGCCACCUACUAUGGAGCCUUCAUCAAGAAAAGUCCACCGGGCCACGACGACCAGUUAUGGCUGGUGAUGGAGUUCUGCGGCGCCGGCUCCAUCACAGAUCUGGUGAAGAACACCAAAGGCAACACGCUGAAGGAGGACUGGAUCGCCUACAUCUCCCGAGAGAUCCUCAGGGGAUUAGCUCACCUGCACGCUCAUCAUGUCAUCCACCGUGACAUCAAGGGACAGAACGUGCUGCUGACUGAAAACGCUGAAGUCAAACUGGUGGACUUUGGUGUCAGUGCUCAGCUGGACCGGACGGUCGGUCGGAGGAACACCUUCAUCGGGACGCCAUACUGGAUGGCUCCAGAGGUCAUCGCUUGUGAUGAAAACCCUGAUGCUACCUACGACUACAGGAGCGACCUGUGGUCCUGUGGAAUCACGGCCAUCGAGAUGGCUGAGGGAGCUCCACCUCUGUGUGACAUGCAUCCGAUGAGAGCCCUCUUCCUCAUUCCUAGAAAUCCUCCUCCUCGACUCAAGUCCAAAAAAUGGUCAAAGAAGUUCUUCAGCUUCAUCGAGGGCUGCCUGGUGAAGAACUACACUCAGCGUCCUCCCACCGAGCAGCUGCUGAAGCACCCGUUCAUCCGGGACCAGCCCAACGAGAGGCAGGUCCGCAUCCAGCUCAAAGACCACAUCGACCGGACCAAGAAGAAGCGAGGCGAGAAGGAUGAGACGGAAUAUGAAUACAGUGGCAGUGAAGAAGAGGAAGAAGAGGCAUCUGAGCAGGAAGGAGAGCCAAGCUCCAUCGUGAAUGUGCCAGGCGAGUCAACUUUGCGGCGCGACUUCAUCCGGCUGCAGCAGGAGAACAAGGAGCGCUCAGAGGCGCUGCGCCGUCAGCAGCUCCUCCAGGAGCAGCAGCUCCGUGAGCAGGAGGAGUACAAGCGCCAACUACUGGCGGAGAGGCAGAAACGUAUCGAGCAGCAGAAGGAGCAGCGGAGACGGCUGGAGGAGCAACAACGGCGCGAGCGAGAGAUGAGGAGGCAGCAGGAGCGCGAGCAGCGCCGGCGCGAGCAGGAGGAGAAGAGACGCGUCGAGGAGAUGGAGCGACGCCGCAAAGAAGAGGAAGAGCGCAGGAGGGCCGAGGAGGAGAAGAGACGGGCCGACCGGGAGCAGGAGUACAUCCGCCGUCAGCUGGAGGAGGAGCAGAGGCACCUGGAGAUCCUGCAGCAGCAGCUGCUCCAUGAACAGGCCAUGCUGCUGGAGUAUAAAUGGCGGGAGCUCGAGGAGCAGCGCCAAGCCCAGAAGCUCCAGAGACAGCUGCAGCAGGAGCAGGCCUACCUGCUGUCCCUCCAGCAAAACCAGAACCUGGAUAGUAGCAAAACCUCCCAGCAGCAGAGCACCAAACCCCCGCAGAGCGUUGACCAGGACAGGAUAAAGCCCCCGCAGCAGAACCCUGAGUCGGAUACGACAAAACAGUCACAGAGUGCCGACUCUGAAAGUCCAAAUCACAGUCUGGAGAAAACUACAGAACCCAGGCUGCCCGUCGCUGACCUGCAAGGCCCCGCCCCCAACUCUGAGCCAAUCAGAGAGGCUGAUGAGCGAUACCGGAAGAACAUCCAGGGUUCUCCUCAGGCGGCUCAGACCAAACCACCGCAGCCCCCGGUGCCGCCACGCUCCGAGUCCUCCUACCCCAACGGGAAUGCAGCAUCUGAGGCGCCCGCCAUGCACCGGCCUGUGGAACCACAGGUUCGUUCCCAUCUGGCUGCUUUAAAGAGCAGCAGCGGCGUGGCCUCCGCUCCCGCCCCGCCUGUCGUGUCACGGUCGCACUCCUUCAGCGAGCCACUCCCCUCUAGCUUUGAAAACCUGCACCUGCGCAACAGCCAGGAGCACCAUCACCCUCCAUCCUCAUCACCAUCCUCCUCCUCCUCAUCAUCAUCAUCAUCAAUGCCUGCACGCACUGACCCCCAGCCCCACCCCCAGCAUAGGCCCUCGUCUUCAGAGGAGGUCCCGCCCAGGGUUCCUGUAAGGACUACAUCAAGGUCCCCAGUAUUGUCAAGGCGAGACUCGCCUCAUCAUCAGGGCAACGCCGCACACGGCAGCCACGCUGUGCACCGCACCACCGCUAGUGCAGCAGAGCCUCGUCUGCUGUGGGAGCGAGUGGAAAAACUGGUUCCCAGACCGACCAGUAACAGCGGCAGUGGGGGCUCCAGUUCCUCCAGCAGCUCCAGUAACUCGAGCUCUCAGCCCGGUUCUCACUGCGGCUCUGGAGAAAGGUUCAGGGCCCGCUCCUCCUCCAAAUCUGAGGGCUCACCCCUCCAACGACCAGAGAAUGCUGGAAAAAAGCCAGAGGAGAGGAGGGACUUGGUCAGGCCGAGCAAACCAGCGGACCUGACGGCUCUGGCCAAGGAACUGCGUGCAGUGGACGACGUUCGUCCCCCAAAUAAGGUGACGGACUAUUCAUCCUCCAGUGAAGACUCAGACACCACCGAUGAGGACGACGAUGAAGAGGUGGACCAGGAGGCAGGAGAAGAGUCGACCUCCGGCCCUGAGGACUCCAGAGCUGUUUCUUCUCGGCUGAGUAACGGAGAGACGGAGUCAGUGAAAACUAUGAUAGUUCACGAUGAAGGGGAGAGCGACGCAGGUUCGACGCCCUGCAAAGACAGCACGCUGAUCGUCAGACAGAGUGCAGGUGACAACAGAAAGCGUCCGAGCCCCGGCCCGGGUCAACCUCAGACCCCCCCCGGCCUGCUUUCAGGCUUUGCCCCGAGCCCCGGCUCUGUGUCAGGGCCCGGGCACGGCCUCCACACCCCCAGCCCCCAUCACCACCAUCACCAUCUCCACCACCAUCACCCCACACAGCACCCGGACAGGAACGGCUUUGCAGGCCGCAUCCACCACCUCCCAGACCUGAUCCAGCAGAGCCACCAUUCCUCCCCCUCCUCCUCUGCAUCCAACUCCCCCUCCUCCUCCAGCCUCGCCAGCCCCUCCACCAUGUCCCCACAGAGUCCCCUGGACAAGCUCACGCUCCUCAUAGAGAGUCAGUCUAGUAACAACAUGCAGAAACACAAGUCUUCUUCCUCCUUCACUCCGUUCAUCGACCCACGCCUCCUCCAAGUCUCCCCAUCCACCGGCAGCGCCCUCAACAAUGUCGGCUACGCGAACGAUGCCCGGCUGGCAGAGGCGUUGAGGGCCGACCCGUCUCGGAAGGGCUCCGUGGUCAACGUUAACCCGGUCAACACUCGCCCGCAGAGCGACACGCCAGAGAUCCGCAAAUACAAGAAGAGGUUCAACUCUGAGAUCCUGUGUGCCGCCCUCUGGGGAGUGAACCUGUUGGUGGGAACAGAGAGUGGUCUGAUGCUGUUGGAUCGCAGCGGCCAGGGGAAAGUUUACCCUCUGAUCAACCGUCGGCGCUUCCAGCAGAUGGAUGUCCUGGAGGGACUCAAUGUCCUGGUCACUAUAUCAGGUAAAAAGAACAAACUGCGUGUGUACUACCUGUCCUGGCUGAGGAACAAGAUCCUCCACAACGACCCCGAGGUGGAGAAGAAACAGGGUUGGACCACUGUAGGAGACCUGGAGGGCGCCGUGCACUACAAAGUUGUGAAAUAUGAGAGGAUCAAGUUCUUAGUUCUGGCUCUGAAGAACUCAGUGGAAGUCUACGCCUGGGCGCCUAAGCCCUACCACAAGUUCAUGGCCUUCAAGUCUUUCGGUGACCUGGUGCACAAGCCCCUGCUGGUUGACCUGACUGUGGAGGAGGGUCAGAGGUUAAAGGUCAUCUAUGGCUCAUGUUCAGGCUUCCACGCUGUGGAUGUCGACUCCGGAGCCGUCUACGACAUCUACCUGCCUACACACAUCCAAACCAAUAUCCAGUCUCACGCCAUCAUCAUUCUGCCCAACACUGACGGCAUCGAGCUGCUGGUGUGCUACGAGGACGAGGGUGUUUAUGUCAACACCUACGGACGCAUCACCAAGGACGUGGUGCUGCAGUGGGGGGAGAUGCCAACCUCAGUGGCCUACAUUCGUUCCAACCAGAUCAUGGGCUGGGGAGAGAAGGCCAUAGAGAUCCGCUCGGUGGAGACCGGCCACCUGGACGGCGUCUUCAUGCACAAGAGAGCCCAGAGACUCAAGUUCCUCUGUGAAAGAAACGACAAGGUGUUCUUCGCCUCCGUUCGGUCCGGAGGCUCCAGCCAGGUCUACUUCAUGACUCUGGGCCGAAGCAACCUGCUCAGCUGGUAGAGGUCCACACCUCCUCCUCCUCCUCCUCCUCCUACUCCUCCUCUUCCUCCUCCUCCUCCUCCUCCUCAUUGUCCUCCACCCUCGCUAACACUGGAUCUCAGAAACCCACCGUCGAUGUCUUGUCAGCUCUUGGACACCAAAAGAGAACCAAAUCAAAAACGAGAAACGAGCCCCAUGUUUUUUUUUUUUUUUUUUAAUGAAGCAGUCAACAACUUCAGACUUCAACUUUUUCUCUCCACUGGAGCUGCAUCUCAGAGCUCCAGGGGGAUCGCUUUGUGACGCCUGGCAGUCGCCCCCUGAAACACCUGAAGUGAUGAAAUUAAAUAGUAUAUGAAAGGAAGGAAGAAAGAAAGAAAGUGGAAAUAAAUUAAAUGGGAAGUCAAGAAAAGGGGUUCUUUUUGUUUCCCCUCUCCGUUUACUUGGUGCUUCUCAGAUUGCGAUAGAUUUUUUUUUUCUUCUUCUAACUAGUACUGCUACCACUAUUAUUACUACUGCUACAUCCUACAGGUCUGCCACUUGGAAGAGAUUUCACCCCGUGCUCCCGCCCUCCACCUUAUCUUAUGAGCGUCUCAUGGGGCCGGAGGGGCCGGAGUCUCUUGUAUCAACACUCCAGUAGUGUGUGUAAAUGUUCUGUUUGGGCCAAUUUCUGCUGACAUUCUUUCAGGGGGUUCGACUGUAAAACCCCCGGAGCCGGUGCGAUUCGGGGUGACAAGCGAAAUGCAAAAAGGGGCCGAAUGUUUGAGGUUCUGCUGUAAGUCUGAUGGGACUCGACAGGUGGGUGUGUGUGUGUCGUUGAAGUAUUGUGUUGUUUGGACAGGUGCUUUAAAAAAAAGGGGGGGAGAGAGAGAGAGAAAGACGCUGAGCAGAUGGAUUUCAGAAAAGUAUUUUUUGAAUUAUUACUAUUAUUAUUAUUAUUCCUUGAAGAUAAGUGUAACUAUGUGGAGUAAAAACAUGUCCUUUACCUUCUUUUAAGAUUUAACGCACAUCCACACACAGUUUGCUUGCUUUUACUCUGAACCCACAGUGCAAAGGUGUGUUUGUCUGAGAAGAAAGUGAUGUGGGUGUGGUCCAAAAAUAAAAAAUUUAAGGUGUCUAUGUACAAUAAAAGUUCAUUGAAUCUUCCAGAUAGUGUCAGUGGUCAUGUUUUUCCCCGUUUUACCAGUCAAACAUGACCACCUAAACUCUCAACUGCUGUGAAUAAUAGUCAGAUAUAAAAUGAGUAAAACAUAUGAUAACGGAGUGAUAAAGUAGAGGAGAAGAGUUCAGUAUGUGUAUGCGCGUGUGCGGUCGGAGAGUUCAGUGUCAUCGACAAAAUUGGAUUUUCGUGGCAGAGAGGUAAACGCACGGUCAGCUGGUUUGCUUCAGCAGAGAAGUUGUUUUCUUCCUGGCAGGCGUUUAUUAUUAUUAUUAUUUUUUUUUUCUAUCUUCCAUUUCAGAUCAUUUCUCAUUUGUAUGAAUGCAAUGCACUAAGUGUCAAGAAUGUAGAAAGACGUAUUACUGUGUGGUGGUCCAAGGCAUGAGAUGAUGUUUUUUGCUUUGUAUCUUGUCACAAGUGAUCAAUCCUAGAUGUUCAAUUUCAAGUUAAUACGAUUAAAAAGCUGCAGUAGCGGAGCCUCUACGUCAGGUGUAGAUAUUUUCCCCGGAGGGAGGAAGGAAGUAUGGGGGUUAUUCUGUAUUUGCAACCUUUUUCUUGAGAAUCUGUGCUGAUGCAAAAUGCUGACACAGAGCUGGGGAGAGACACAAACUCUGGAUUUCAGUGUUACUGUGAUGUGUCACAAAAACGGAGCAGAACUUUUCAUCACUCGGCUGUUUGUGAAGACGGAAAACCCCACUUUUUCGGGAAGGAAUUGUUUUCUCUUUUUUGUGCCCCCCGCACCCUCUCCCCUCCUCCUCCUCUCUACUACUUCCUGCUCCUGCUGUUAUUUAAGUUGUUUGUAUAUGUGAAAGACUGGGGCAGCAAACCUGAAGUAUCGAUCUCCAGCUGGAAUUCCUUGCAUUUCCACAGACUGCACAUUGUUCAGUGAAGGAAAGGGGCAACGGAGGGUUCAAUCUGUGCUCAAACAAGUUCACUUUGAGUGUCUUUUUCCCUCCUGAAGAUAACAAUUACACAUGUGAGCAGUGUUUCUGACAUGUGGAAAGGUUACUGUCAGUCACUCCUCCUCUUGCAGAAAAGCCUUUUGGACCCCCCCAAUGCUGUGUCGUCUGAGGUCUGUGUGUGCAGUGAAACCCAGUGUGUGUCUCUUAUUGCAUCAAGGCCUUGAUGAGUGGCUGUAUUGAAACUUCAUGAUUAAAAAAAUUGUGGUUAUUAUUGAUAUUCUUUAUCGGCUAAAUAAGGAUGAGAGCUAUAAAAACAUUGGGAAAAAGUGCCAAGAAGGCAGCAUUUAAAACGUGUAAACCUAUUGUUAUGAAAAACCACUACUUGGAAAUCCUUUUUUGGGAAAAAAAAAAUCAAAAAAAAAAAAAAUCACUUGAAGCAUUGUGUAUUCUUCAGUUUUAGAGCUAGUCGGAAAGCUUAACAAUAGUUUCUGUUGUUUCUGUAAGUCUAUGUACACGUAAAUAUGCGACUGCGGUGGUUUAAUAUUAUUACGCUCACCUUAGGUGGAGAAAUGUUUACAGAGGCGAUGUUUUGUUACACUAAUGUGCAUCACGGUAUUUAUGUUUAAUGCAUAUGCGUCUUUAAUUCUUUGUUCUUGCUUUUUGAGCCCGGAUUUUAUUGGAUAUUUCAUUUUUUUUGUCAUCUCCCCCCCUUACCU